Molecule: messenger RNA, 1347 nt
Organism: Nelumbo nucifera (sacred lotus)
Lineage: Eukaryota; Viridiplantae; Streptophyta; Magnoliopsida; Proteales; Nelumbonaceae
Gene: ACL5
Product: S-adenosyl-L-methionine-dependent methyltransferases superfamily protein
Biological process (GO): polyamine biosynthetic process
Molecular function (GO): thermospermine synthase activity
Source: RefSeq, a predicted model, not a curated record
GCUCAUCCCCUGCACAUACCUCUCUACCUCCUCCGUUUCUUCCUCCGCCUCUCUUCGCUUCUUUUCUUACUUUCUUUGCCUUUCCCUUCCUCUCUUCCCUGCUUUCAGCAUGGGUGAAGCUGUUGGGUUUCUCCAUUCCAAUGUCUUUAGCAAUAAUGGUUACGAUAAUCGCGACCAGGUCUACGAAGACAAUCAAAAGAAACUCUGCUGGUAUGAAGAAGACUUAGACGAUGAUCUCAAGUGGUCUUAUGCUUUGAACAGAGUGUUGCAUAGAGGUACAAGCGAGUACCAAGAAAUAGCUCUUUUGGACACAAAACACUUCGGAAAGGUAUUAGUGAUUGAUGGGAAGAUGCAGAGUGCUGAAAGAGAUGAAUUUAUUUAUCACGAAUGCUUGAUUCACCCUGCUCUUCUCUACCAUCCAAACCCAAGAACAGUAUUUAUAAUGGGAGGUGGCGAGGGGUCCACUGCAAGAGAAGUACUCAAGCACAAAACUAUAGAGAAAGUUGUCAUGUGUGACAUAGACCAGGAGGUCGUCGAUUUCUGCCGUAGAUAUCUGACGGUAAAUCAGGAGGCGUUUCGCGACGAGAAGCUUCACCUUGUAAUCAACGAUGCUAAGGCCGAAUUGGAGGCGAGGAAUGAGAAAUUUGACCUGAUAGUGGGAGACUUAGCAGACCCAGUUGAAGGAGGGCCUUGCUAUAAACUCUAUACUAAAUCCUUCUACGAGCAUGUAAUCAAACCCAAGCUUAACGCCAAUGGGAUCUUUGUCACUCAAGCCGGACCAGCAGGCUUUCAUAGCCACAAGGAGGUCUUUUCAUCCAUAUAUAACACACUGAAACAUGUCUUCAAGUAUGUGCUCCCUUACACAGCUCAUGUGCCAUCUUUCGUCGAUACUUGGGGAUGGAUUAUGGCAUCCGAUCAACCACUUACCCUUGAAGCAAAACAGAUUGAUAGUAGAAUCGAAGAAAGAAUCAAAGGAGAACUACUGUAUAUUAAUGGAGCCACCUUCCUCUCCUCAACCACCAUGAACAAGACUGUCUAUCAAUCGUUACUGAAGGAAACACAUAUCUACACGGAAGAAGAUGCAAGGUUCAUCUAUGGACAUGGGAAGGCAUGUUAGUCACCCGUAUCUGUAUAGAAGAAAGAGGGGGCCGACAGAUAGAAAAUUAGACAACAGUUAGAGAAGUAGUCUAUAGAAACCAAUCAAAUUUAUGUACAAACUCUUAGGAGCUGUUAGGCUACUUUGUUCUUUAUAAUAUAUAUCUGUUAGUUAACUCCUUGUGGUUGGUGUAGGACUAAAAUUCCCAUUUCCCAAAGUUAAAAAUAAUAGCAAUGAAGUUUUAUAGUUUA